Pyrus x bretschneideri (Chinese white pear) is the source of this 1055-nucleotide messenger RNA. RefSeq names its product hyoscyamine 6-dioxygenase-like. The record is from RefSeq and is a predicted model, not a curated record. The coding region runs from base 1 to 1026 and encodes 341 amino acids. The transcript is spliced from 4 exons. Lineage: Eukaryota; Viridiplantae; Streptophyta; Magnoliopsida; Rosales; Rosaceae.
AUGGAGCCAGUAGAUCAGAAGCUUGUUUCAAGCUGGUAUGAUGUUCAGUCGGUGCCCCAAACCUUUGUCCAACCGCCGGAAAAGUGGCCUGGCAAGGAUAUCGACGUUCCUCUGUGCAAGAACAUUCCGGUAGUUGAUCUCAGGGGGCCUGAUUGGAGUCGCACAAUUGAACAAAUCUCUGAAGCCAUCCAAGAGUUCGGAUUUUUCCAGGUGAUCAACCAUGGGGUUUCCAAGAAGCUGAUUGAUGACACAAUGAAUGUUUCCAAGGAUUUUCAUGCAAUGCCCCGAAAAGACAAGGAAACUGAAAGCUCAAAGGACCCAAGUGGAAGAUGCAAGUUCUACACAAGCAGUGAAAACUAUGCAAAUGAAGAGGUUCACUUCUGGAGAGAUGCACUGGUACACCCUGCUGAUUCUUCUGAAAACUACAUGCAAUAUUUGCCUGAAAAACCUACUCGAUACCGACAGGUUGUCAAAGCUUUUAUGGAGGAGUUAAGAAAAUUGGGGUCUGUCAUUCUGGAGAUGCUUGCUGAAGGGUUGGGACUGAACAAAGACUUCUUCAAUGGCGGACUUACAGAAAAUCCAACGCUGAUGUUCAAUCAUUACCCGCUGUGCCCAGAUCCUAGUUUAACCUUGGGAUUAAAGGCACACCGCGAUGCGUCCCUCAUAACCAUUUUACUUCAAGAUUCAGAGGGGCUUCAAGUCUUCAAAGAUGGGAAUUGGUUUGGCGUUGAGCCUAUUUCCGAUGCCUUUGUUGUUAACAUAGGCUAUGUCAUGCAGAUGAUCAGCAAUUCAAAGUUUAAAGGCGCAGAACAUCGAGUGGUGACGAAUUCAAGAGAUGCAAGGACAACGGUCGCGUACUUUGUUUAUCCGUCUAAUGAGACUGUUAUAGAACCUGCAAAAGCUUUGUGCAAUCCAGUGAAUCCACCAUUGUACAAAUCCAUGACGUUUGCAGAGUUCAUUCGACACUUCUAUUCGACAGCUGCCGAUGCUGAAGAACUGUUGAGGGUUUUAAGCCUCACUGAGUAGCAAAUCGGGUGAUCUGCCGAACGAUGAUG